AUGGGGCAGCGUACCGGCAUCAUCGUGAACAGUGGCAUGGAUGACUUUUCGUCGCCCGGUUUGCGUAACUACUUCGGACUACCUGGCUCAAAGGCAAACUUCAUACGACCUCACAAGCGAGCACUUUCGUCUAUGUCACCCACGAUUGUGACGGAUCCGGCACACAACGUUAAGCUGGUAAUUGGAGCAGCCGGUGGGACUAAAAUUACCACGGCCGUCGCACUGACCAUAAUGCGCGUGCUUUGGUACGAGUACGGCAAUCUGGAUCUCGUCGUUAAGGGAUUGCAGAGCAAAGGACAUCGAACGACACGCUACCGAGAGCGUGGCUCGAUUAUUUGUGCAAUCGCCCAGAAUGCUUCGGGGGUGUAUGCGAAUGCUGACUACCGUAAAGGUGGUGACGUGGCCGGAUACUGA
Molecule: messenger RNA, 414 nt
Organism: Anopheles marshallii
Lineage: Eukaryota; Metazoa; Arthropoda; Insecta; Diptera; Culicidae
Product: scoloptoxin SSD20-like
Exons: 4
Coding region: 1-414 (137 amino acids)
Source: RefSeq, a predicted model, not a curated record